CCGGAACCCUCGUCGGCUCGUAGCCGGAGACGGCUGCGGCUGCGGCUGCGGCUGCGGCUGCUCAAAGCGGGCGGACCUCCGCGUCUUCAUCUCCUCGGCGUCCCGGCUCCGCCGCCUCCGUGGUCGAGACCGAAGGUAUGUGACGCAUUCCCAGACCAUCCUGCAAGCUCAACGCCAGCUCCUUCUCUGUGACUGGGUCCAGAUAAAGGUCCUUUCAAGACUGACUUCAUUGGAUCUACUGGCAAGGACCCCACCAGGUUUUCCUGACCCUACUACAUCACUGUAAAGAGCCACCGGGCAAGAGUGCCAGCAUCAACAGAAGACACACUGCGUCCGGCAGCGCCUGUUUCACCAGGCAUAAUAACCUUACCAGCAGUGCAGAGUACCCUUGUGGGACACCAUCACCCGCUGAUACUGCUGCUGCUGCUGAACAGUUCAGACUAGAGGUCUGGCUUUCCUUAAGACGCUGGGAUUUGAAGGAGCUAUUCUGUGAUCUGUGCUUCUAGUAAGUGACUGAUAGUAUUCUAGACUGGACUGGUCCGUGAGUACAGAGACUGAGUUGCAAUUAAGUGAAAAAUAGAAUACAAGAUCUUGAAGAACUGCACUGAGGUGCAAGCCAGAUUUAACACUCCAGUGCUGUGACCUGAGAAGUUGCUAAGGAAACCUGUACCAGGACCAAUUGUCACCGCCGCUUACUGCCUUUCUCUGUGUCAUUGUUGCCUUUUGCUGUUACACUGCUUGUGCUGUCUUUCUAAGCCCAGAUGUUCUCCGAUAACUCCCACUGCCCUGACUGUGGGCAGCAGUGGUUCCCUAGUUUAGAACUAGGGCAUUGGUUAUACCAAACUGAACUUGUUGAGAAUGAAUGUUACCAAGUGUUCUUAGACCGUAUUAACCGAGCUGAUUAUUGCCCUGAAUGUUAUCCUGACAAUCCUGCUAAUAGAAGCCUUGUUCUGCCUUGGUCUUUCCCACUUGAGUGGGCACCUCAAAAUCUCACCAGGUGGACCUUUGAGAAAGCUUGCCACCCAUUUCUUCUGGGUCCGCCACUGGUUAGAAAAAAGAUACACGACUCCAGAGUAGCUGGUUUUAAUCCUGCAUUACAGUUAAUCUUGACCAGAACAGACAAAACCUUAAACAAGAAACUUGGCCAAAGCAAGUGACUUCUGUAACAGAAUCAUGAACUCUUCCAGGGCUUUGUGUUCAUAGCCUAGGGGAGAGGAAUAGUAACUUGUUUCUGUUUUCUUUCUCUCUUAAUUUUUUUUAAGGUGCUGGGGAUUGAAUCUGGGUGCCCUUAUGCAUGCUAGGCAAGUGCUCUUCCGCUGAGUUUAACCCAAGGCCCUCUAAGUCCGACUCAGUCUGUCACUACUUGGUCUACUGCUUGACUUGUUGGGUCUGCUUCUGCGAUCUAUGCAUUUUGUUUUUUGUUUUUAGCAUAAAUUUAGUCAGUAUUGCAGACUGUUUACCUAGAACCAAACUAACCUGUAGUCCAGACAAAUGCUUUAGAACUAGAUUGCCCCUCCUAAGUAUUGACGAGAUAAUGUGGGCUGGAGGGGAGGCCCCAUGCCAGAUGCCCCAUUAACUUUUUCUAACAGCAACUUUUAUGAGAACACAUUCUUGUAGCUGGAUUCUAGAUUAUUCUAGUAAAUUUUAAUACACUACAUUGUUCUAGAUUUCUCCUCUUAUACAUUGAUCAGUAGUGAGAGAGAUGUGUAUGUAUAUAAAAUUUUUUCACAUAUAUAUUGACACUUCUAUCAUCAGCAUAAGUGUUACAGUGUUGAUAGCUGGUCCUUUCACAUUCUAUUUGUCAAUACCUACAGAGGUUACAAAAAAGGGUUAAGAAUGCCGCCAGUUUACACUCACUUGUCUCUACAUAACCAAAGACUGCUCUGUCUUGUGGUGACUGAAUUUAACGUCCUCCUAUGGAAAUGGAAAAAUAACCUGUGCUGUGAAAUUCAGAACAGAUGGUAAAGCUUGACUCCAUAUAAUUUAAGAAUAGUCUAGAGGAUGCUUUGUCUUAGACAUAAGAAUGUGUUGCUGAGCAUUGGCCACAUUCUGGGGUUCUCCUGUUCAUGGAAAUCAUGGAAUCAGAUUUGGAGUUAAGCAACUAGAAAAAACUCCUGGGAACAUCUGAGAAGCCACUGAACAAUUUUAAAUCCCACUUAAGAUUCUAGGUGAUCCAGUGCUUGUGUAGCAGCGAAAAUGUCAUCAAGGACCUGGUUCUUCUCUUUCCUCCCCUGGGGUUCUUAGGGGGGUUGCCUUUGUUUUCAUAGUUGUUCUUGAAAUGAAUUCAGUUAUGCUUUCUUGUGCCAGACAGUAGGGGACACGUGGCUUUCUUUCUUAAAAGUCUUAAUUUGGAAAUAAAAUCUUUCUGAAAUGUCUCAGCAGAUUUUUUUUUUUUUUUAAAUCUCAGCAGGUACUGGUUGACACUAGUCUGAGGAAAAACUUGGCAAAGGAGAAGAUUGGCCUUGCCCUGAUAUGGCACAUUGCCUCUGCUGAUAAAACUGUCAUCUUUUAAGGGGGGGUGUAUGGAAGAAUGAAUAGCUGUCGAUAUGCACCAAAUCUUGCUUUCCAUAUGUUGUGAAAUCUGGUUUUUGUCUGACUCUAUAAAGAUUGUAUUCUAGUGAGCCACUGUUGUGCCUGCCUAUGCCCAUCAUGGUGGAGGAUCUCUCCUGGUACAUUGCUGAAUAAACGGUGUGGACUGCUAA
This is a messenger RNA of Peromyscus maniculatus bairdii (prairie deer mouse), 2702 nucleotides long. The record is from RefSeq and is a predicted model, not a curated record. NCBI's taxonomy places the organism in Eukaryota, Metazoa, Chordata, Mammalia, Rodentia, Cricetidae.